GGCUUUCUUUUUCGGUCCGAAGUAAGAGAAAAAUACCAAAGUAGGUGCUUUCUGUCUGGUGAAUUUGCCUCGACCCUGAAAAUAACCCCAACCAACAGACUCUAAAGCCCUCCUCCCUCCUCCUCUCGCUCAAUACUCUAAACCCUAAACCCACCAUCAAUGGCCGACCCAAGCUCCGCCGCUGGCGACGGCGAUUCCAAAGACAAUUCCGUCGCCAAGACUGCCGGGUUGGUGGUCUUCUCGGGCAUCGCCAUGAGCAUUCUCAAAGCGUUAAACCCUUUCAACAAAAAAGAAAAUGAAGAAACUCCACUCAGCGAGUCAACUCAACCCAUUCAGCUGACUUCUUCGCAGCCUCAGCCUCAGCCUCAGCCUCAGCCUCAGCCUCAGCCUCUCCCUCCCCAACAACAACCCAUUCUCAAGGAACCACACACUCCUCUGCCCAAAACCAUUACGAGCAUUGACCAAAAUGUGCCAGACACACUGAAGUCGUCGCAUAAGACAAUACAGAUUGAGAAAGGAGAUACACUUUGGGGGCUCUCUAGAGAAUAUGGGGUAUCCAUUGAUGCGAUCAAAGAGGCUAACGGUCUUACAGGGGAUACAAUCUAUGCUGGCAAGAAGCUUAUCAUUCCAUGAAUACGUUCUGUCUGUCGCUUUCGCAGAACUCAUUUUAAGAAAUUUUAGAGAAGCAUUGAUGCGAUCAAAGAGUCUCUUCACUUAAAAGCAAAGAGCAGGCAUAGCCUUGUAGUUUCGACAUUUCUUGUUUUGAUUAUUGGUAUGGCUGUACUGGAGUUGUAAGCAGUUUUCAGGAUGAGACAUUGAGUUCGAUAUCCAAAUUUAACUUAACUGGUUUUUAACAAAUUUUAUAGGAGCAA
Messenger RNA from Prunus dulcis (almond), 872 nucleotides. Its product is annotated as probable endopeptidase p60. The coding region runs from base 160 to 633 and encodes 157 amino acids. The record is from RefSeq and is a predicted model, not a curated record. NCBI's taxonomy places the organism in Eukaryota, Viridiplantae, Streptophyta, Magnoliopsida, Rosales, Rosaceae. The transcript has 3 exons.